AUGUCCCCUACCUGCUUCCCGCCUUCAACAGGUUGUCCCUCUGACAGUUAUUCACCUUCUACUUAUGGUUCCGAACCUUCUCCCUAUUAUUCUUAUGGUGAAUAUCAACCUCCAGAAGUUUAUUCCUAUCCUUCCUCUCCUUAUGGAUCUCCCCAACAACCUUACUAUCACGCUUCUAAAUCCCGUACAAUGCCUUCUGUGGCUGAAGACUCUCCUGCUAAAGAAUUGAAAAGCAGUCCAAGUCUGGAUUCUUGUAUUAGACGAUAUCCAGAUACUCGACUUGUCUGCGCUUUACCUUUCGAAAGGAGAACACCAACAAAUGAGAAGGAAUGUAAAAAGAAUUGUCUCAAUGUCGGGCCUCGUUGCCGUAGCUUUCAGUAUGACCCGGCUGGCAACGUCUGCGAUCUGUUUGAGCAUUCCCUCGCUCCAUCAACCUCUUCCGGACAAACAACACUGCAACCUCCACCAUCCUCACCCUCUGAUCCGUUUGCAGCUUUGGAUGAUUGGGAUAACAAAAAAUCUAAAAAACAUUCUUUAACCGUAAAAAUGCUCUCUGCAACAAAGUCAAAAAUUUCAAGGGGACGGGAGAAGAGGUUUUCGCUUCACAAUGGAGUUCCUUUGGAUGAACAUAGUCAAUCAUUAGCUUAUGGAGCGAAUUUAGAUGAACGGAAUUCUGGUUUGAUGGCACCUAUUGGCGGAGGAAAUGACCUUUCUUCAUCCACUUCUCAUUGUGUUCCGAUACUUGAAAGAAAGGUAGGAGUUGUUUUUACUGGGCUAGAACCAGGCUGUGAAUCUGUCGGUUUGGAUGAAGGAGAAUAUGAAGGAGAAGAGGAACUAGGAGAACAAAAAGACGGUUAUGAACAACAAUUAUUGGAAGAUUUAGAAGAUUUAAAACCCAAAGCAAGUCCACCUCCAUUAACCACAAAAGCAGCAACAAAUCUUCAAAAACAAGAGCUUGAGCCGAUGACUACAAUUUCUGUUGGCAAAAGUAGAAAAGAACAGACUACAACAGAUAAAUCGAAAAAUCGAGGAGAUAUUCAAGAGGACGUUGAUGCUUCCUUGACAAAAACAAAGGAUUGUCAAGAAGGACAUAAAGCUUAUAUUCAGUUAAUCGACGGUAUUUCACUAAUCGGUCAAUUACCUCUUCUUCUAGCAGUACAAUUAGAAUCUGCUGAUGUUUGUCUUCAAGUCUGCCGUCAAAAUAAAAAUUUGGACGGCUUUGUUUUACCAAAUUCUUGUCGUUCGGCCACUUUUCAUAGACAAUCUGGCCGUUGUGAAUUGUUAAAUGAUUCAAUUUCGCCUAAUGGUCCUCUUCAGUAUAUCCCAAAUCCCGAUUCUCUUUACUUUGAAAAACUUUGUAUUCCAAGUAAAAUUUUAAGUUUAAAAAUAAUUGUAAGGUUUCUUGUAGAAUCAGACUUAAUUUCUAAUUGUGAGGAUGUUAUACAUAGAAUUCCCCAGCAUUAUCUGGACUCUAGAAAGAAACAGAGUGACGGGGCUGCAGUUAAUGCUCAAAACCAGUUAGAAUGUAUCAGGCAAUGUAUUGGGGCUAAGGUAGGUUUUAUAAAUUUUAAAGGUGUGCUGAUAUAUCAGGACGGACAUAUCGGGAUUGGUGUGACAAAAAUAAUUUCUUCCGUGUUUACAUUUGUUCUAAAACAUAAAACUCUAUUCUUCAAUAGGACAAUAUACUAUCCAAGACCCAGUGACCGUAGGUCCCGAAAGCAGUAA
Meloidogyne enterolobii is the source of this 1725-nucleotide messenger RNA. The record is from the annotation of a GenBank genome assembly. NCBI's taxonomy places the organism in Eukaryota, Metazoa, Nematoda, Chromadorea, Rhabditida, Meloidogynidae.